Molecule: messenger RNA, 9519 nt
Organism: Dreissena polymorpha
Lineage: Eukaryota; Metazoa; Mollusca; Bivalvia; Myida; Dreissenidae
Product: MAP kinase-activating death domain protein-like
Exons: 38
Coding region: 274-5640 (1788 amino acids)
Biological process (GO): regulation of apoptotic process; regulation of Rab protein signal transduction
Cellular component (GO): cytosol
Molecular function (GO): guanyl-nucleotide exchange factor activity
Source: RefSeq, a predicted model, not a curated record
UGACAGAUGGCGCUAACCAUUGACGUCAACACACAGCAUCAACAUUUGCAAUAAUUAUUUGGAAUAUCGACCGGCGAACGAGAAGAUGCUGGAAAUUGUGUUUGUGAUGUGAUUUUGUGUGUGUGAAACAUUAACCAUGUAGGUGAAGAUUGCUUAACAUGGAAAACAAAGCAUCGUGUCACAAUCACAGCCAAGUGGUUAGCAUAAAGUGGAUUCAUCCAGUUAAUUUACCUUUACCUGCUGGGUAAAUUCCCUCUGUAAGAAGUAACCAGCAUGGCUGAAUAUCACAAAAAAUACUUUUCUCCACGACUCUUAGAUUAUAUGGUUAUAGUUGGUAGUCGGCAUCACCAUAAUAACAACAAUGUAGCGCAAACACCAGAAUUGUUACGGAGAUACCCACUUGAGGACCAUGCUGAUUUUCCACUUCCAACCGACGUGAUAUUCUUUUGUCAACCUGAAGGAUGCAUCAGCGUUGGUCCAAAACGGAUGAGUCUAAGGGAAACGACCUCGUUCGUUUUCACACUUACAGAAAAAGAUUCAGGAAAAGUCCGCUUUGGAAUAUGUGUGAAUUUUUUUAGGCCGAUAGAAAAAUACAAACCCGAUCGGAGGUCUGACAGUCGGCACAGUACUUUCAGCAGUAGUUUUGGAAGCGAUAGACAGUACAGUAGUGGGAGCUACUCAGAAUCUGGUAGAAAUAUCCGGAAAUUAUCACACGAUUCCGAGACACAUUCUCCGCAAACUAAUAAAAGGACAAAAAAUAGUUCGCGGGUUAGGAGCAAUACUCUUACGUCACUAUGCAUCAUCAGCCACCAUCCAUUUUUCUCCACAUUUCGUGAAUGUUUGUUUAUAUUACGUCGUCUAAUUGAGGCCUGCCAUGAGAGGAGUUGUUCAAAGCGUAUCGGAGGCUCCAGAAACCUCUCCAGAGACACAGUGUGGGGUGUGCUGACUGGCCAGGGCAGUGACAACAUACCCGGCCUGGUUGUGCACGAGAUACGUGAGCUGGAGACUUGGGUGCUGCGUCUCCUCAGUGCCCCUGUACCUGUGCCAGGAAAAACUAAAGUGGAGAUCCAUGUUCUGCCGCGCGAGAUCCAGCCCCCCUUGCUGUUUGCCCUGCCUGAUCACACUCGUUUCUCGCUGGUUGACUUCCCGCUUCACCUGCCUCUAGAGCUCCUGGGGGUGGAGACGUGCCUCAAGGUGCUCACUGCCAUUAUGCUCGAGUUCAAAGUGAUUAUGCAAUCCCGUGACUACAACGCUCUCACCAUGAGUGUGAUGGCGUUUGUCUCCAUGUUGUACCCGCUGGAGUACAUGUUUCCUGUGAUACCACUUCUGCCCACCUGUAUGUCCUCAGCAGAACAGCUGUUGUUGGCACCUACCCCGUAUCUGAUUGGAGUUCCAGCCAGCUUCUUACUGUAUAAGAAGGACUUCACAUUGCCAGACGAUGUGUGGCUGGUAGAUCUAGACUCGAACAAGAUAAGUCCGCCCUCCCAGUCAGGCAACACAGAAUUACCUCCCAUGCCUGAACCGGAAGGAUCUAUUCUCAGGAACCAUCUGAAACAGGCCCUGACGAGCAUGAGUAUGACCCCUCAGCCAAUCAAGAACCUCGAUGCCCUUGCCCAGAAUCCGGACAUAUGGACUCGGCGCGAGAGUUUCUCCAACAACACAGGAUUCAACCCUCUAAUCUAUGGAAAUGAUGUUGAUUCUGUCGACGUGGCAACCAGGGUUGCAAUGGUUCGUUUCUUCAACUCGUCGAAUACUCUGGGCAACUUCACGGAGCACACUCGUACUCUACGGCUCUACCCCAGACCAGUCGUGGCAUUCCAGCUCUACAGUUUCCUCAAGUCCCGUCCAAUCAAUACACACUUCACACGCAGGCUGGCCCGCACUCAGUUCCAUGCGGCAAACACAUCCUUCACAUGCAGGCUAGCUGUAACGCAGGCCGUGGAGUUUUUUGCUGAGUGGGCCCUAUGCCCCCAGAACGUUGCUUUCCUACGGGUCCAAACAUCCGUGUUUGACCCUCUGCUGAUUGGGGAUAAGCCUAAGUGGUACGCCCAUCAGCUCCAGCCAAUCAAAUUCUGCGUUUAUGACGAGGCUUCUACGCUCGGGGCCGCAUUGACCUCAGCAUCAGAGGCCGUCAGUGACGAGUUCCCGACAGACGAGAGUGGCAGUGACAGCGACGGCGCAGAGUCUACCUCCUCCUCCUACUCCUCUCUCAGCGACUUUGUCACGGACAUGGUCAACAGCGAGAUCGACGGAGACACACCCUGUUUCCUCCCGGAGAACCAAGUGUUAGCGGUCGACGAGUCCAAGGUCUACUGCCCCCCUGACCGGCUCCAACUCCCGGAACCCAACACAGGCCUUACAGACUCUGCCAACUCCCAGAACGAUGACAGCGAUGAUGAUGAUGACGCUGCUGACAGCUCGGACUCCUCUGCGUCCAGCAGUCCACCGAGAUAUGCACCGGAACCGGACUCAGUGUCUGUGUCUAAUCCAAACCUGGAUGUAUCCAGGGAGUUCCGGUAUGACUCUGGAAAUAUCACACCGACUGGAAGAUCUAAUAUCAGGAAUGACAGCACAGGCUCCAACAGUCCUCCAAUAAUGCGACACAACCGCCAGCCAUUGCAACCCCUCAACAAGAGCAUUAACUCUGCCUUUGAACCCUACGAGACGCCACCCAGCCCUAGAGACAGAUUCGCCCCUCCAUCAAGUCCUAAAGACAAGAACCAGCCCCCAUUGAGCCCCAGGUUAUCAACAGGUUUACGAAUUAUGUCGAAUCCGGACCACCGAGAUCGAGCCCCGACCAGUCCAGGUGACAUUGAUCCUCCCAGCCCUCGCCUGCCUCGAGUGCCACCGCCUAGCCCCAACAUGAGUAGGGAGAGGUUCGGGUCCACGGGUAGUCAGGGUAGCAGUCAGGACAGUGUCAAGGGAGUGCAUGGGGCCCCUAAGUCACCCAACAUGCUGAAUAUCAGACCUGGAUUCCGGACAAUGCAGUCAGAUCCGUCUGACAACAGGAUUCCAACAACAGACAACCGUGUUAAUAGUCCGUCCUCCUUGAUAUCCACUCUUAGCAAUGACAUCACGGACUUUGCUCACAGCGCUUCAAACACCCUCUCAGAGUUCUUUGGUUUUGCAAGUAAGCCCUCAGGGUCUAAGACCAGUGCGGCGCCAAACCCCAGCCCACCAGUCCCUACCAACCCUGGGCCCCAGUCCCAUCAGAAGCCCUCCCCCAAGCCCUUUGCCCCCCUGGGUAACAGGAAAGCCCUUGUGGAGAAAUCUGGGCUUGUAAAACACUCGACCCAUCGCAAACCGAGCAAAGAGAAGGAAAAGAAAACUGAGAGCAAGGGGUUGUCCAACAGGUCGGCUGAGAACCAGCAGUUCUUGAAGGAGGUGGUUGCCAGUGUCCUGGAUGGACAGGGCAUCAGCUGGCUCAAGAUGGGGCGGGUCAAGAAACUGCUGGAGGACGAGAACUAUCGGAACUUCAUGGUGUCCAGGCUCAACAAGAACCUGGAUAAGAAGCUGUGCGAUGAUGAUUCCCAUAUUGAAGACGUGCCAAUCUCUAAAGCUGUAUAUAAGGGUAUGCUGUCUUUGCUGAAAGCGUACGUGCAUGGCCUAGAGACCACAUUCCAGAACUAUGGUAUCGGAGGAAUGGCCAGCGCCUUCAUGGUCCUUGAGAUAGCUCACACGCACCACUGGGCCAGGGAAAACUCAAGCAGUAACAAGAGCGAUGCAUCCAUCACUCCUGAGCUCAACUCUCCGUACGGGAGUCAGGAAAGCUUGUCCAUCAAGGGAGAGCACUCACCCAGGAAUCCAGAAUCCCAAAGUUUGAAUGAGGAACACAUGGUUGCUGCCCUUGGAUCCGCCCAGCCAGUUAGCUCCUCUCUCAAUGGGUUUCACAUCACCAACUCUUCCUGCAAUGGAGGUCCACAUAAUCCUAGCAUACACCCAUCCGUUGGGGCAAACGCAGGCUCAACAGUAAUUGUCAAUGGUGACGAAUUUGAAAACAUCGAGAUGGUGGGAAACACAGUGGCGGAUGACAAUCCCUACAAGCUUCCUUGGAAUGCCACCUUCCCCACCCACCACGCCCCAGACAUGAACCGAAAUCUUGUCGCACACCCCCACAAGUGUGACAUUGUCAUCACGGGCUCUGUUGACGACAACAAGAACCACUGCAGCGAGGGGUUGCCUCCCUUACACAUAGAGUCCCCACCGGCUGACCAGGACGUGAUGCUGGAGAUGGUGAAGAACAAGGGCCUCAUGAAGACGAGUAAAAUUGACCAGCGAGUCAGCAGCAUUGAUUCAGAGAUUUCCGAGGCAAGUACCCUCAAAAGCGUCGCCUCUGACAAAAGUGUCGUGCGCUGUGGCGGGGAGAGAAGGCGGUCCGCAAUAAACCACCACUCUAUUCGGGGCUUUGUUUCUGACUCAGAAAGUGAAAUAGUCUCGGGCAAGGGCAGCCACAAGAAGGGUCGCUCAUCCAGCGUGUACAGCAACAAGAGCAGCCUCAGCACAGGCUCAAGGUAUCGGGACGGGCAGAUGAUCUCUACCUCUCCCAUACCUGGCAGCCCAGACACCUGCAAGACUUACCUGUUUGAGGGGCUUAUAGGCAAGGAGAGGAGUCGCCUCUGGGACCAGAUGCAGUUCUGGGAAGAUGUCUAUCUGGACGCAGUGGCUCAGGAACGGGACAUCAUAGGCAUGGACCAGGGGCCUGCAGAGAUGAUGGACAGGUACAACUCUCUGGGCCCGGGGGACCGCAAGCGCCUGGAGCACGACGAGGACCGGCUGCUCUCCGUUCUGCUCUAUAACCUUGUCAGCUUCAUGGUCAUGGUGCGGGUCCACAAGACCGAGGUGAAGAAGAAGAUACGCAGGCUAGUCGGCAAGUCCCACAUCGGGCUCGCACACAGCCAGGAGAUCAACAAUCUGCUGGAUAAGAUUGAGACUCUCCACGGCAACGACAUUGACCUUCGCCCAAUGGGAAGUCGGUUCAUGCAGAAGCAGUCCUUUACAGUACACUGGGGCAGCGAUAACAAGGGAGAUAUGUUGUUCAUGGAGGUCUGCGAUGACUGCAUCAUCCUGCGCAGUGUGACAGGCGCCAUCUGUGAUCGAUGGUGGUACGAGAAGCUGGUUAACAUGACAUACUGUCCAAAGACCAAGGUUCUGUGUCUCUGGAGGAAGAUGGGGGACAAGGUGCAACUCAAUCAGUUCUACACCAAGAAGUGUCGAGAGCUGUACUACUGCGUGAAAGAGGCCAUGGAGAAGGCAGCGGCACGCAACAACAGCAAGAUACCAGCUGAUUGGGGAAAACCCAAAAAAGGCCCGGAGCUUGGGGGCGAGUUUCCAGUGCACGAUGUGAAGUCGGGUCAGGGGGGCCUGCUACAAGUGUGCAUGGAGGGAAUAGGUUUGCUUCUGGCAAACAGCAAGUCUUUUAUAGAGCUAAAUCGUAUCAAGAAGUGUUUUACCUUGAAGGGCGAGAUAUUUAUUCUUGAAGAAUUCGAUGUCAAAAACAAACAAGUGAUUCAACAUCGCUUCAAGUCCACAAUGGCCAAUGCAAUAGGAAUGUGUGUGCACCGUGUUAUAACCGUGCAGGUAGCUAAAAUAGAGCAACAGAUUCGACACCAACAGGAGAUUAUGGGCAACCAAGAGCGCUGACCAGAUCUGUUAUGCGGUGCUGUGUGUGUUCUCAUACGUAGCUGCGGGACAUGAACUCACUGAACCUCAGAGAAAGCAAACUUGACCAGAAUGGAAUUCAAACUGCUUGUUUCUUUUAUGUUAAUGAGCUGUCCAUUAUCUCUGUAAAAAUUUUUUUUUCGACCUAAGGGUUUGUUCUCAUAUAUCUUAUCAUUCACCCAUAUGAAACAAUGACAAACAUUCAAUUUCAUUAACUUAUUAUGGCACUUGUAUUUGUUGCCAUUCUGCAAAGAAUUUGUGCUGCUUGUUUUAAGUAAAAGAAAGCGGAUCUAAAGUAAAAUAAAUUCAAUAAAUAUAUGAUCAAAUCCUCAAUAAAUUGAGGGAAUUAUUUCUAAACAAUGGGCAGCUCAUAAGUAUUAUUUUAAAUGGUGCUUUGAAAAAUAAACCUCUAAUUAGCAUUUGUAUAUAGAUUAAUAUAUAUAUGUAUGUGAAAUAUUUUUGUUGACUACAAAGCAUAUAUUUUUUCACACUGCUCUGCUUUAUCAGAUUAAUAUGUAUGUUAUUCUAUUUUCAUAGUCUAUUAUAGAGAGAUGUUAUCUGUAUCUAAUUUAUGUGUCUUUCAUGGUGAGUGAUCCGAUAAUUGCUAUCUUUUCUCAUUAUUGUUUUACUUGGCAUUCUUUUUUUUUCUGUGAAAGAAUAAUGUAAUUUGAGUAAAAAUCUUGAUGUUUAUGGUCCAUCUCUUAUAGCCCCUGUCCAUAAAAAAAUCAAUCAAUCCUGAAAAGGUAACCACUGUAAUGAAGGAAAAUAAAAAUUAUUUCACCAUUAUUUCACUGUUAACUAUUUUUUAAGUGGUUGGUCAAAUGGAAUAUAUAGUUAACUUAAUGUUUAGUAUGAAUGUUGUGUGCACUCAAUUUACUGUAGAGGCAGCACAAGCUGUCUUUAAUAUAUGAUAUUAUCUGAAUUGAUUUUAUAUCAAUGAACUCAAUGCUUCUUUUGGUACUAGUUUUUUAAUUGGUUAUUAACUAUACAUUGGAAUUUAUUCUGCAAAAUAGUUAUAAAAAAAUUAUGAGUGGAUUAGGGCUAUCUGUAUGGGUAAUUAAAAAUAUAUUAAGGUAGAUCAAUUCAAUAAUAUAUAAAAUGUGACAUGAUAUGUUGUAUCUUUGUGUUUGUUUAAUGUAUCAGUUGGUGAGCAGGUCUGCAGGUAUUUACUGUAAAAGUAAAUAAUUGCCAUAAUUAACAUGAUGAAAUUAAAUAAUUAAGUUAAAUAAUGUAAUGACUCAUAUAUUUAAGUAGUAUAAGCAUGUUAUAAAUGGUGCAGUUGUUUUGUAAUUGUUUUGUUUGGCUGUUUUGAUACACAAUUCUCUAGAUCAAGUGUUUUAUUUUUUGUUGGAGAUCCAUUCUGGUCAAGUUUGAAAACACACCAUCUAGUGGAUAUCUUGAGGUACAACAGAAAGCAACAGAAACCAUCUAAAGAAUAUCUUGCGCCACAACAGAAAGAAACAAACACUACAGUUGUUUCUACACAAGAUGAUUUUGCCAAAACAGAACACCUUUGAGUUGGGCGCUAAUGGAUGCCAUGUGGUCUUGUUUUUGAUAUCCAAACUAGCCCAGUUUGUCAUUGUUGGUCAUUUGUGCAUAUUACAAUAUUGUCAUGUAAGUUGUGUGUUAUCAGUAUUCUAUGCCAUUUUAUGUAUUAUUGCAGAAACGUUUUCAUGCAUGCCAGCUAUUAUUUUCACGUAAACUGUUGUUGACAAAUCAUAAUCCCUCUAUCUGUUUAUCAUCACACAUAACCAAAAAGGUAUCGACUUGAUUGUUACGUGCUCAUAGCGCUCAAAAUAAACAACUGUUCCUGAAAAGUUAAUAAUAAUCUUGCAUGUUUUAUACAGUUUCAAUGUAUAUAUUAUGAAAUUACUAAGGUUGGGCAAGGGAGUGUGGUUGUUUUUGCAUUUAGAACUGUAUGCAUAGUCAAGUCCACGGUUGUGUUAUUUGAUGUAAACAACACAUUUUUAUGUAGAAAAUUUUCUUGACUUACUAUUAUUUAUAAGAGUUCUCAUAAUCUAUUAAGACUUACACCAUGUUUUUUGACAAAUGAUUAUUAGGCAAAUGUUUUAAAGAGUUAAAAGUUGAACAUAUUGCAUGUUUUAUGUACAAGAGAUUAUUGAGUUUAUUAAUGUUAUGCUGCAUUUUUAUGCCCCCCUCGAAGAAGAGGGGGUAUAUUGCUUUGCUCAUGUCGGUCUGUCGGUCGGUCGGUCUGUCGGUCGGUCCGUCCACCAGGUGGUUGUCAGAUGAUAACUCAAGAAUGCUUGGGCCUAGGAUCAUGAAACUUCAUAGGUACAUUGAUCAUGACUCGCAGAUGACCCCUAUUGAUUUUGAGGUCACUAGGUCAAAGGUCAAGGUCACAGUGACCAGAAAUAGUAAAAUGGUUUUUGAAUGAUAACUCAAGAACGCAUACGCCUAGGAUCAUGAAACUUCAUGGGUAGAUUGAUCAUGACUUGCAGAUGACCCCUAUUGAUUUUGAGGUCACUAGGUCAAAGGUCAAGGUCACGGUGACCCGAAAUAGUAAAGUGGUUUCCGGAUGAUAACUCAAGAACGUAUACGCCUAGGAUCAUGAAACUUCAUGGGUAGAUUGAUCAUGACUCGCAGAUGACCCCUAUUGAUUUUGAGGUCACUAGGUCAAAGGUCAAUGUCACGGUGACCCGAAAUAGAAAAAUGGUUUUCGGAUGAUAACUCAAGAACGCAUAAGCCUAGGUACAUGAACCUUCAUAGGUAGAUAGAUCAUGACUUGCAGAUGACCCCUAUUGAUUUUGAGGUCACAAGGUCAAAGGUCAAGGUCACGGUGACCCGAAAUAGUAAAAUGAUUUUCGAUGAUAACUCAAGAACGCUUUUGCCUAGGAUCAUGACACUUCAUAGGUACAUUGAUUGUGACUCGCAGAUGACCCCUAUUGAUUUUCAGGUCACUAGGUCAAAGGUCAAGGUCACAGUGACAAAAAUCGUAUUCACACAAUGGCUGCCACUACAACGGAAAGCCCAUAUGGGGGGCAUGCAUGUUUUACGAACAGCCCUUGUUUAUGUGUUUCAUUAUAGAAUGUAUUUUAGAUAUUGCUCUGAAAGGAUGGCAUUGUAGUAGUCACGCCGUAUUUUGCGUUUCGUCCAUCCAGUUUUUGUUUCUGCUCUGUUUAUUAAUGCCUAUGAUGAUUUUAAUAUAUUGAGUAAUAUUUUUUUUCAUUCAUCUUUCUCAUGAACAUACAAUGUGUACAAUGCCCGGGCUCCUUUGCUAUGAAUUAUUCGUUUCUGUCCUGUAACUUUUUAUGCCCCCCUGUAGGAUGGCAUAUAGUAGUUGAACUGUCCGUCAGUCAGUCUGUACGUCCGUCCGAAAAAAACUUUAACAUUGGCCAUACAUUUUUCACUAUUGAAGAUAGCAACUUGAUAUUUGGCAUGCAUGUGUAUCUCAUGGCGGCCAUACAUUUUUCACUUUUGAAGAUAGCAACUUGAUAUUUGGCAUGCAUGUGUAACUCAUGGCGCUAAACAUUUUGAGUGGUGAAAGGUGAAGGUCAUCCUUCAAGGUCAAAUGUCUAAUAUAUGGCGUCUGUAUGUCCGUCCAAAAACAUUAACAUUGGCCAUAACUUUUUCACUAUUGAAGAUAGCAACUUGAUAUUUGGCAUGCAUGUGUAUCUCAUGGAGCUGAACAUUUUGAGUGGUGAAAGGUGAAGGUCAAGAUAAUCCUUCAAGGUCAAAUGUCAAAUAUAUUGCGUCUGUCCGUCCGAAAACUUUAACAUUGGCCAUAACAUUUUCAAUAUUGAAGAUAGCAACUUGAUAUUUGGCAUGCAUGUGUAUCUCAUGAAGCUGCACAUUUUGAGUGGUGGAAGUUCAAGGUCAAGGUUAUCCUUCAAGGUCAAAGGU